UAAUUCUUAUUUCAAACUGAAACUCAAGCUUGCAAUUCUCAUAUUCAUCUAAAAUAAACUUGAGUUUGAACUGAGUCUUCUAACAAUACUAAUUGUCUGAUCCCAUUCCCUAUUCUAGAUACACAGCAGCCAACAGCUGGAUGUAAAAAUUGAAGAACAAAGCAACAAGUUUUCUGCUUUAUAGAAAAAGAAAGUACAAAAGCCUGCAAGUCUCAUAAUAACUGCAAUCAUCUAUGGAGAAACAUGUGUGGAGCUCUCUCCCUGUGCCUUGCGUUCAGGAGCUAGCCAAGGAGGCGCACACUACAAUUCCACCAAGAUAUGUCCGAACUGAUCUAGAUCCUCCUCUCACAGCCGAUGCUACUUUCCUGCCACAACUGCCUGUAAUCGACUUGCAAAAGUUGCUUUCUGGAGACUUAACAGGUUCAGAAUUAGACAAUCUUCAUAUUGCUUGCAAAGAAUGGGGUUUCUUUCAGCUGAUAAACCAUGGAGUGAGCAGUUCAUUGGUGGAGAAACUGAAGACAGAAACUCAGGAAUUUUUUAAUCUGCCAAUGGAAGAGAAGAAGAAGUACUGGCAAAAGGAAGGAGAUGUAGAAGGAUUUGGGCAGGCGUUUGUUGUCUCUAGGGAGCAGAAGCUUAACUGGGGAGACAUGUUCUUAGUGACCGCCCUCCCAAUUCAUUUGAGGAAGCCACAACUAUUUUCCAAGCUACCUCUGCCUUUCAGAGAAACCUUGGAAACAUACUCAUUUGAACUAAGAGAUCUUGCCAUGAAAAUCCUGAACCAAAUGGCAAAAGCUCUGAGAAUGGAAUCUGAAUAUGUGAAAGAACUGUUUGAAGAAGGGAAGCAAGCUAUUAGAGUGAACUAUUAUCCUCCAUGCCCACAACCAGAGCUUGCUAUGGGCAUCCAUCCUCAUUCGGACGGCGGCGGCCUUACCAUCCUCCUCCAGCUCAAUGAGGUGGAAGGUCUCCAAAUCAAGAAAGAUGGAAUGUGGGUUCCUGUUAAACCCCUGCCAGGUGCUUUUAUCAUCAACAUUGGAAACAUUUUAGAGAUUGUAACCAACGGAAUUUACCAGAGUAUUGAGCAUCGAGCAACUGUAAACUCGAUGAAAGAAAGGCUCUCAAUUGCCACAAUUUACAGCCCCAGUUUAGAUGGCAAUAUUGGUCCGGCGCCGAGCCUUAUUACACCAGAGACUCCGGCGUUGUUUAAGACAAUCAGUGCCGCAGACUACUUCAAGGGAUUCUUCUCCCAACAGCAGAAAGGAAAAUCGUACCUUGAUGUCAUGAGGGUUCAAAAUGAGAAUGGAAGUGUUUGAGUAAAGUGGAAAUUCAAAUGUCUGGUUUUUCUAAAUAGUUUGUCAAUAAUGGAAAGGGCGUCUGUUUGAUACUACUGCAUGUCAUUGUAAUAGAGUCAAUUCAGACUCGUUUUAAUUUGAGUUUUCUAUUUUAAAUUAAAAAUAAAGUAAAAUUCAACCACAUAUAAUAUAUUAUCU
This is a messenger RNA of Mangifera indica (mango), 1487 nucleotides long. RefSeq names its product protein SRG1-like. NCBI's taxonomy places the organism in Eukaryota, Viridiplantae, Streptophyta, Magnoliopsida, Sapindales, Anacardiaceae. The transcript has 4 exons. The coding region runs from base 234 to 1310 and encodes 358 amino acids. The record is from RefSeq and is a predicted model, not a curated record.